UAAGCUAAGUGAAGUUACUCAUAAGAUAUGCCUUGAUAAAGAUUUUGGUAGUUAUGAAAACCGGUGAAUUUCAACAUAGGUACCAAAACACGACGAAUAAACCAAAUUAAUUUAUUCAUCCAAUUUCAAUGCCAGUGAAUGAAUUUUGGACCAACGUAAUGUUUUGGUUCCUCUUGCCCUUCCGCCUCCUCAUUCGUAACAAACACCAACAUGACUGACUCAAAACUCCAAAUUUCACGCCGACAAAACUCGCAGAAUGUUGUCGGAGGCGAGCACUUCCGCUCCCGCCGUAUCGGGCUUCACCGAGGAGGACUCGGACUUCCAGCUGUCGGCGCUGGUCCAGAGCUACCCGAACCUGUGGGACGUCAAAAAUGUCCAGUAUCGCUGCGAGAGAACGAACAGCGACGCAUGGACGCAAAUCGCAUUUGACAUGGAUGAGGGCCGUCCCGCCGUGGUUUACCAGACGAGAUGGCGUUAUCUGAUGGACUGUCACGCCAAAUAUUUGCGCGAGUGCAACCAACCCGGAACGAAACCACCGUACUUCUACCUGGCCAAUGCAAUGGAAUUUCUGAAGCCCAACAUCGGAUGCAAGAAAAGACCAGUGGAGCAGCUCAAAAGCCUCUUGGCUAAAAGAAUGAAAGCCAACGGUGGAGGUCAUCGGGAGACCAUAGCUAUAAGUGAUGACGAGUCCGACGAAGAAAGCUUGGCUACGACGACGGCGGAGAACAAAAAAUCGAGCGGAACCGGCCGACUUAUUUCCGUCGAUGCACGGAACGAGGACGCCAUGUUCCUGCUGAGCGUUUUGCCGAACGUGCGGCAGAUGAGUGCGGAGCGUAAGAAGCAGUUCAAAGUUGGUUUGCUGCAGGCGUGCGAUCGGAUUUUGGAAUGAGACUUAGUGGUUAUCAUGUUGUCGUUAAGUAUAGUUUCUUAGUGCGCUUUAUAGCUUCAGCUUUUAAAUUAAUGUGGAAAUUUCACAAUACUUGAUGUGUUAAUAAAGUAUUUAGCAAAAAAUCAAUAAUUUCAAUCAAAAAGCAGUCAA
This is a messenger RNA of Culex pipiens pallens (northern house mosquito), 1039 nucleotides long. RefSeq lists its product as uncharacterized. Gene Ontology annotation, molecular function: DNA binding. Gene Ontology annotation, cellular component: nucleus; transcription regulator complex. The transcript has 2 exons. Gene Ontology annotation, biological process: regulation of transcription by RNA polymerase II. The record is from RefSeq and is a predicted model, not a curated record. The coding region runs from base 257 to 889 and encodes 210 amino acids. NCBI's taxonomy places the organism in Eukaryota, Metazoa, Arthropoda, Insecta, Diptera, Culicidae.